UCUGGGAAUUUUAGGUUUAAUUUUUAAAGGAAUGAGCAUAGAGCAAGAAAUAAUUGAAAUAUCCAGCGGAAGUCCAGAUGAAAAUAGCGGACAUAGAGAUUCCAAUGCUGAUAAAAGUGUAACUUCUUCAUCCUCUCAAGAAUCUUCUGAACAAGAACUUUCCUCUGUCAGCAAUCACUCCGACCCCCCUGAAGACCAAGAAGAAAAGACUGAAGAAGAAGCUGAGAGUGAGCAAGAAGCAUCUGAACAAGAAGAAACUGCACAGGAAGGAGAUACUGAACUGGAAGAAGACACUGAACAGGACCAAGAAGAAGACAUGCAAGUUGAUAAAGAAGAAGAGGAAGGCAAUCAAAAGGAGCAACCAGAGACUGAUGCUAAUGGAAAAGAGAGUGGCAAUAGACAAGGCAGUCAAGGACAGCAAGAGAAUAAAGAUCAAGAUAAUCAAAAUCAAGAUAAUCAAAAUCAAGAGAAUCAAGAUCAAGAGAAUCAAGAUCAAGAGAGCCAAGACCAAGAGAGCCAAGACAAAGAAAUUGAGGAAGAUGAGGGAGAGGAUAAGCAGCAAAAAGAGAGUAGUGAAGGUAGUGACAAAGAGGAUAGUAAGGAGCAGAGUAGCGAGGAAGAGAAGGUUUCAGAAGAAAUUAAGAAGAGUCCUCAAAAGAAAGCAUUAAAACAGCUGACCUUAAGCAAAUAUAAUUUGCGCAAAAGAAGCCAAACUAAAAGAGUAGACCCAUAUGAUGAAUACAUCCCAAAGCAAAGAGCUUCAUCAAAACGUCGAAAAAAUUCCAAAAUCUCUUCUAAAGCAAAGAAAAAGUCCAAAACCCCCUCUUCCAAAGCUGCCAACUCCAAACCCAAUCCAACUUCUAGACCCUCCUCCACUUCUCACUCCCGCAAAAGAGGCCGCCCUCGCAAGAAACCCUCCACUCAAAAGCCUAAACCCACCCAUAAGCCUCGUUCCAAGAAAUCACUAAAGCCUCAAAAUCGCCCUACUGCCCACUCUCGUUCAGAUCCUUCCCAAAUUCCCAGUAAUAGAGGAACGGAUUCUUUGUGUGCCUCUUCUUCGGAAGGGAAAGCUAGUCCUUCGCCUAUCCCCAAAAAAAAUUCAAAGACAGGGAAGACUCCUGAAAAACUUUCUAAAAUUGAGAUCCUUGAGAGACAAGUCAAAGAACAGAGUAAGAAAUACAUGUAUAUGCUCAGACAAGAGAUGGAUGACCAAGAGUGGGAGUUAAUCUGCAAACUUGAGAAAGCAGCGAUCAGUAGGAUCAAAGAACCCAAAAGUAGCCAGGAUGCUGACAUGGACCUUCUGGUUGUAGAAAACGAGAUUGGUUCAAAUCCGGAUAUAGAUAGAAAUAAAUUAAACAAUAAUUCUGACCAAGAGAUGAGUGAAGAAAUAGCUGAUACGUCUGAUAAGGUUAGUCAGGUAAAGAAGUGCACUAAGUUCCCUGAAAAAAGAGAUCUUUCCUUUUUAAAGGCAUUAAAUAUCACUCAGAAAGAGUUCCAAGAAGACUGCAAUAGGAUUACAUACGCUCCAGUGAUUAUAAGAAAAUAAUGAAGAUGAUAAGCUCAGUAGCGCAUAUUGAUCAAUCUGUCUUGAUGACGGAACAUACGAAGGAGAUGAAAUGGUAGCCUGUUCUACAUGCCUCGUAACUGUCCAUCAGACUUGAUACAAGAGAGGACUUCUAGCUAAAGUUCCUGAACAAGAUUGGUACUGAGAAAGAUGUAGACACUGAAUCUCGACUUCGACCCUUCCAGAAGAAGUCACUUGUAUCCUUUGUCCAAAAAUUAAAGGUGUACUGAUAAAAUAUAAUCAAAUGAAUGAUAUGUGGGCUCACCUAACUUGUAUCGAGUGGACACCAGAACUCUCAUGGAAAGAUGAAAACUACUACAAAGUUGAAGGUAAAAUUAAUAGGAAAAGAUUCGAGCUAAAAUGCUACAUUUGCAAAUCAGACUAUGGAGCAUGAAUUCAGUGUGAUUUUACAGGCUGCUUCAAAUCAUUCCACGUGAGUUGUGCAGAAGAAGCAGGCUUAAUAAAGUCUGAUAUGGAAGGUUACACAGUAGAUGAUAGAUAUCUUAUCUUUUGCAGUUCCCAUGCUACUCAUGGUUUGAAAGAAAUUAAGCACUAUGGAAAAAUAUUGACUGUCAUUAAGCGUAAGGAUUACAAAAAGAGAGGUCACUAUUUGCUAACAGAAGAGCAGAUUAAGGAGAAGAAGAUCCUAGGAAAGAAGAGAAGAAAGCAUUACGAUGUAGAAGUAAUAAAAGCUAAAGAUGUUGAGUAAGGCUUAAUU
Moneuplotes crassus is the source of this 2282-nucleotide messenger RNA. Lineage: Eukaryota; Ciliophora; Spirotrichea; Euplotida; Euplotidae. The record is from the annotation of a GenBank genome assembly.